Messenger RNA from Ceratina calcarata, 2963 nucleotides. Its product is annotated as facilitated trehalose transporter Tret1-2 homolog. The transcript has 6 exons. Gene Ontology annotation, cellular component: membrane. The record is from RefSeq and is a predicted model, not a curated record. Gene Ontology annotation, biological process: transmembrane transport. Lineage: Eukaryota; Metazoa; Arthropoda; Insecta; Hymenoptera; Apidae. The coding region runs from base 872 to 2458 and encodes 528 amino acids. Gene Ontology annotation, molecular function: transmembrane transporter activity.
UACGCUUUGUCUUUUCACAAAUAAUGUUCAUCUUCUAAGAAAGAUGCGCGAUUGCUGCAAAACUGGGCUUAUUGUUCGAACUUGUAAUUGUAAAUCCCGAUUCCCGAUUACUCAGAAAAACCAACAUUUUGCAAGAAAUUAAUAAUAAGAUCUUUAUGAAUUAUCACCUUAUCGUUACGUGAAACCUUGUAUAAAACGUUAUUGGGUUUAACGAGGGGCAGGCAUGAGGGGUUUGGUGAAAGGUCGAGGUACGAGCUAGAAAAGUGUCUCCAUCAAAAUUAGUAUCUUUUCAAAUGAAAAGUGAAUUUAACGAACGGAUGGAGGGACACGAAGGGUUCCGAGAGGAAGGACUGGCCGGUGAAAAAAAUAGCGGCAGACCUCGAGAUGGACGGCCCUGGAAGGGCGAUUCGCUUAGCGCCGUUUUGCGAGAGGCGAGUUACCGCGACUAUAAAUGCGAACGCGGCGGCGAAAAUCGUCUCAGUCCUGAGUGCGAAAAAACCCACGACGGAGCCGUUCCCUCGGUGUACGUGUACUUACUGCCCGAGGAACGAACUCGGAAACACGUGUGAUUCAAUACCCGCGACUUUUAACGCGGAAACUAAAAGGAAUCGCAUUGAUCUCUGUCGAGUGUAGAUAAACCGUGUGCAUACCAGUUGGUGAUCGUGACCGCGGAUUCAUAGAUCGUUCUAGUCGUGGAACAUCCUUGCUCGGAAAAGUGAUCUAUCGAUCUCUUUAGGAUAUGAAAAGAACGCGUUCAUUUCACUUCCUUGAUGCGAGCCAUACGGAUUAACAUGGGACGAGUCAAUUUAGGAAGGUAGAGGGAAAAAUCGCAAGUAUAUUUCAAGAUAGACGUUGAAUAACAGCAAGCACAAUGAUCACGCGAGUGAAGCUUUGGUGGAAGCUGCUCAAUUCCGACCAGUACAAAGGUAUUUUCGCCGGAUUGGCAGCACACUCUGGACAAAUAUCGGUCGGCCUCGGUCAAGGGUUCAGCGCGAUUCUAGUCCCAAAAUUACUUGAAACGAAUUUUGCGGAUCAGUCUGAAACAUCGUGGAUCGCAUCGCUAGGCGUCAUCUCGAAUCCAGUAGGAUCAGUGAUAGCUGGGCUAUGCGCGGAAUUCUUUGGAAGGAGAUCGGCGAUCGCAUUGGCGUGUUUGCCUCAUGCCGCGGGCUGGCUGCUAAUAGCGUUAGCGAAGAGCGUGCCCAUGUUGUACACGGGAAGAUUCGUCAGUGGAAUCGGUAUGGGCAUGGCGAACGGCUUGUACCUAUACGUCAGCGAGACUGCCGCGCCGAAUCAAAGAGCCUGGCUGGGAAGCUGUGGACCAGUUUUAGUUUCGCUCGGUGUCUUGAUGAUUUACACGCUUGGCGCGGUGACCACGUGGGACCGGGCGGCUGCGAUUAGCAUUGGUCCUGCUAUCCUCUCCUUAGCACUGACACGCAUGAUUCCAGAAAGUCCGGGUUGGUUGAUCGCAAGGGGACGGAAGGAAGAGGCGAAGGAGUCUUUGUUGUGGUUGCGAGGUCCUGGCGCGAACACCGACAACGAGUACGCCGAGCUUUGUGCGACGAACGUGAAGAGGGAAGACGGGAAACAGAGUUUAGUGAAAGCUUUGCACAAGCCGAGCAUUUGGAAGCCUUUCCUGAUUCUCCUCACGUUCUUUGCGUUUCAACAACUCUCGGGCAUCUACAUAAUAUUGUUCUACGCUGUGAACAUUCUCAAAGAUAUCCGUAUAGACUUGAACGAAUACUCGGCGAGCGUCGGGAUCGGUGUCAUCAGGUUGUUUGCUUCGGUAGCUGGCGCGGGUCUCGCGAACAGCUUCGGAAGGAAAGUGUUAGCUUCCGUCAGUGGUUUGGGAAUGGCGAUAUCCGCUGUCGGCGUUGCCCUUGCUCACAGGUUCGAAUUGCCAUCGGUAGUAUGUCUGGCAUGCGUGGGAGGACACGUAGGUUCUUCUAUGCUGGGGUAUCUCACUCUUCCUUGGGUGAUGACGUCCGAAUUGUAUCCUCUGAGGUUCAGGGGUCAUUUAGGCGGCAUCACCACGAGUUUGGCGCAAAUGUUGACGUUCGCCACGAUCAAGAUGUACCCGGAGUUGGACCUGCUAGUUGGAAUCGAGAGCACGAUGUGGAUAUUCGCUGGUUCUGCCAUAAUGGGUGCCGUAUUCGCCCUGACCAUCCUUCCGGAGACCAGGGGUCGAAGUCUCGAUCAGAUAGAGAGUGCGUUCUCCGGAAAGCCGGAAACGAGCACUACUGAUCAGACUUUGCCAACCGUGGUUAUUCAGGCGAAAAGUAUUACACUUCAAAAAUUCGCCUCUAUCUCGGAGGAAAAGCACAAUAUGACGUACGCGUACGAUAACUUCUGUUUAGAUUUAACUAACGACGACGUGAAAGAGAUUGAAAAGGAUCCCUUAAAAAAUAUGGCCAGGGAACCCGCGUCUCAUGCAAUUUCACUAGAACACGUUUAUUUCUAAUGUUAUACGUGACUUCCUUCGCCGACGAUUAAAGCGCCGGUCUACCAGGUCCUCGUGUUGUGAUAUUUUAUAGAAUACCGAGGGCGUCAUAUGUAUGUUGGUUUGCAUGUUGUAUUGUUGUACUUGUGUCUCAGAUGAAGUAUUCAUCAGUAUUAUAGACAUUCCAGUGUGCCUCUAGAAAAUGUGUUCCGACGAACGAGAUACGAAGUUAAUUAGUAUGCCAACAAGAAGUGAUAGGUUUUUUUAGGGUAGCAGUCAUGUAACUUAUUCGUUAUGUAAUGUAUGGUGCAAGAGAGGAUAGAAUGUAGAUCGACGUUACCACUCAGACAAAGAACAUAAAUGUUUCGUAUGAAAAUUAAUCUAGGAACAGUGUAUAUGUGAAUAUUUAUAUUCGUAGACGUACGUGUGCAUUAGAAUAUUUUCUCCAUAAGGAAAUUGUAAAUAUACAAAUAGUUGUAAUGUACAGUAUUUGAUACGACUAUAAAAAAUUUUUAUAUCUGCAUUA